AUGCGUUUCCUUUUUAAGAGGAGGCUCAGGCUUGUUGGCGCAAUUGGCGCUGUUGUGCUUCUAAUAUCACUGACUGCCAAAUGUGUUGUUCAGUUUCAAUUGAAUAGGGAGAUAGAACACUACAGGACAUUUUUCCGGAAACAUAAAGAUAACAUACAUGACAUUUAUGAUCCCUUGAACAUAAAGCAGAUCCCGUAUGAGACCAUAGAGUCUCUCUACCAAUUGCGCAAAACCGGUGAUGUGCCAAAGAAAUCACCAAUUGACUGGGGAAAAUAUGCCUAUAUCAACUACGUCACUGAUGCGGAUUACUUAUGUACCUCACUCCUACAAUUCAAGAGACUCAAGGAGUUUGGUACAAAAGCCAAGCUAGUGCUCCUAAUCUCCAGCAACCUGCUCGAAGCAGAAAACCCAAAAAUCUCUGAGAACAAGCAACUGCUGGAAAAGUUUCAAGAAGUGGCUCCAACUCAGGUUCUGAUAAAGGAAGUUGAGAACAUUAUAAAACCGCACGAUUACUCUCCAUGGAAUAAAAGCUUUACAAAACUGCUAGUUUUCAAUCAGACGGAGUUCGACCGUAUUGUUUACCUUGAUAAUGACGCUGGUGUAUACAACCAUAUGGAUGAGUUAUUUUUUCUACCUGAUUAUGUGAAGUUCGCAGCACCUCUCACAUAUUGGUUUGUUUCAGAGCGAGAUCUAGAGAUUGCCAACAGCGAAGUCAGUUCGGAAGAGAAAAGCUCCAUAAAACUUAACCGCUAUAUUGAUACCCUUGCCACAAGAGUGAAAGAAAAAAGGCCAAUCUACAACCAUCUCCCAAGCCUGCCUUCAUCGUUGUUCAUGGGCACCAAGGAUGUUGCGAAAGAAAUUAUAGAGUCCACGUCCUCUGCCUCUCCGUUGUUCAAUUUGAGAAACAAAAAUAAGAAUGCCAAGGUCAAGUUUGCUUCGAACCUCAUGGUUAUUAAACCUAGUGCUGAGACAUUUAACGCGAUCGUGAAUACACUCUUACCUCGAAUUGCAAACAAAAAAGAGAAAUACGACAUGGAUCUGAUUAAUGAGGGACUUUAUGAUUUGAGAAAAAUUAUAUAUCACCAAUUCAAGCUGUUUCGUAAACUCAAAACGGAGUUCGUUCCAGAAGUUUUGAGUCUACCAUUUGGCAGCUAUGGUUUGCUUACGGGUUCUAUUCGCAAUGAGUUCCACCACACGCUUAUGGCAAAUGACAUUUUGGGUUAUGAGCGUACCAAGGAGAAGGACCAGGUUCCUCUUGAAUCGCUGAUUAAGAAAUCAAAAUACAUCCAUUAUUCAGAUUACCCAAUGAGUAAACCUUGGGCGUAUUCGUCCUUUGACCACUUAAAAUGCAAUCCGCAAGACGCCGACGCCGAAAGCGAGGAUGUCAAAGCCGAAAUGUGCAAGUGCUGGAACUCUGUUUAUCAAGACUAUUGGGACUCCAAGCAUUUUUGUACUUUAUGA
This is a messenger RNA of Lachancea thermotolerans CBS 6340, 1461 nucleotides long. RefSeq names its product glucose N-acetyltransferase (gene GNT1). The coding region runs from base 1 to 1461 and encodes 486 amino acids. Gene Ontology annotation, molecular function: glycosyltransferase activity. The transcript has a single exon. Lineage: Eukaryota; Fungi; Ascomycota; Saccharomycetes; Saccharomycetales; Saccharomycetaceae. The record is from RefSeq and is a predicted model, not a curated record.